Molecule: messenger RNA, 1611 nt
Organism: Oppiella nova
Lineage: Eukaryota; Metazoa; Arthropoda; Arachnida; Sarcoptiformes; Oppiidae
Source: the annotation of a GenBank genome assembly
AUGAAUCGUCAGGAAAUUGAUAAAAGAAUUGCGAAUUUGAGAGAAAUAUUGAAUUUACCGGAAAAGUCACGGAUUAUCAGUCGGUUAAGCGGUGGUCAACAGCGCCGGGUUUCGAUCGCCAUAACUAUGAUUCACAGACCGAGACUUAUUAUACUGGAUGAGCCCACUGUGGGGGUCGACUCUAUACUUAGGCAUAAGAUAUGGCAGUAUUUGGAGAACUUGUGCCAAACAAAUGGCCAAACAGUGAUAAUAACGACUCAUUAUAUAGAGGAGGCCCGGAGUGCAGCUCAGGUGGCGUUCAUGAACUCCGGCACUAUAUUGAAACAGUCGGCGCCCAACCAACUCAUGUCGGAAUACCAGUGCUCAACACUCGAGGAGGUGUUCCUACAACUCUGCAAUCAACAUAAUAAGGAUAAAAAUAACGCAAAUUUUAUUGAACAAAGUAGUGAUGAUUCAAACAAUUUAGGCAUAAGUAAUAUAACCCCCAUUGAAAACGAUUUGAUAAAUACUACAAACAUUAGUAGUAAACGCUUAGACAUGACACGCGUUAACGCAAUGCUAAUGAAGUACUGGAUAUUUAUUAAACGCAAACCACAAUUCAUAAUCAGUUAUUACACCAUGGUAAUUAUAACAUUAUGCGCUUUGAAUUUGAUUAUGGGCCGGGAUAUCAAUGGCAUUUCAGUCGCUGUAUAUAACAAUGAUGAAUCCCCACAACGACUUUCCCGGAUGUUGAUUCACUCAAUAGACGACAAACACAUAACUUUUGUGGAUUACCCGGACCCCGAGAGUGCCGUCAAUUCCGUACGCAAUGGACGUAAUUAUUUGGCGCUUCAAUUCAAACAAAACUUUUCCGACGCUUUCGAGACACGAGUGACCGAUCCGUUCAGCGCUACGGAUGAGGACGUUGAGGAAAGCCUCAUACAUUUAUAUCUGGAUAUAUCAAAUGCUGUUAUUGGCUUAAUGUCGGUUAAAUACUUAAUGAAUGGGUUCACCAACUUUAUGGACAAAUUAGGGAAUGAGGUUGGCAAACCUAAUUUACUCGACUUGAUUACACCCUUGCAAAUAACUCAAAUCUACCAUGGCAAUUUAAAAAACUUGUAUAACACAUUUGACUUGUUCGGUGCUCCCAUGUUAGUAAUGCUCGUCCUAUUAAUGCCCAUGCUACUUUCAGCAUUCUUAAUGGUCACCGCCAAAACCAAUAACACGAUAGAAAGGGUGUUUGUGUCGGGUGUUACAUCGCACGAGUAUUAUCUGGCACAUGUGGUCGUAAAUAUUCUCAUCAGUUUGGGCCUGGUUGUAAUCAGCAUGGUGGUAGUAUUUGUCGUGUUCAACGUAGAACAUCAGGGUAGUUUGGUGGAAACAUUUAUGUUACUUUUCUUGCAGACCUUGGUAGGCAUAGCUAUAGGUUUAGCGUUUUCCUUAAUAUUGGCCCAUAUGGUUUCAGUCAUGAUUUCUAUCAUGGGCCUAUCUAUGGCAAUAAUGAUGAUUUCUGGAAUUGUAUGGCCAUUAGAAGCAAUUCCUAACUAUUUCCUAAUCGUGACAUAUAUGAGCCCAAUAACUGAGCCCAUUAUCUCCAUGCGCAAUAUAAUGGUACGAGGUUGGGAUUAUUCC